This is a messenger RNA of Microtus ochrogaster (prairie vole), 1664 nucleotides long. It is a transcript of the gene Zc3h11d, whose product is annotated as chromosome 24 C12orf50 homolog. The transcript has 11 exons. Gene Ontology annotation, molecular function: metal ion binding. Gene Ontology annotation, biological process: poly(A)+ mRNA export from nucleus. Bases 96 to 1664 code for a protein of 522 amino acids. NCBI's taxonomy places the organism in Eukaryota, Metazoa, Chordata, Mammalia, Rodentia, Cricetidae. The record is from RefSeq and is a predicted model, not a curated record.
GAUUCCGACACUGUGAAGAAGCCCUUGGCAGUGACACUGUGUGUUCAUUAUGGAGAGAGAGAAAAUGUUUAGAUCCACUUUGCAGAUUUAGACACAUGGAAAUGCAGCAAAACUGCAGCAUUUCAUGCUUCUGGGAAACCCAACCUCUUGGUUGUGUGAAGAUCAGUUGUAUCUUUUACCACAGCAAACCCCGAAAUAUCAAUGGAUUAUUUUUGCCACCAAGUAGCAACACCACCUUACAGAAAGAAAGUCAGGAAAGAAGUCCACCCCCAAGCCGGAGUCAGGAACCUCUGAAACCCAUGGAGAAUGUAUCACGACCCAUUCAUAAUCCAUUAGUUUUAAAAACUAAUUUUGAAGAAGAAGAGGAAGAAGAGGUAGAAGAGGAACAAAACGAUGCUUCUAGUUUAUGGACAAAGACCCCCGAAGAAAUUGAAGAGAAAAGAGCAAUAAAGGAGAUGUGUUAUAAAUCUGGUGAAUACUAUAGAUUCCAUGCUCCUCCAGACAUUUCGUCAUCAAAAAGCGCAGCUCCUACAGUGGAAAAAGAGUUAGAAAAGCCUUUGGAAAAUGGCAGUGAGUUGCAAGAAGGGGAUGGUCUUACAGUUCCAACAAAGUUCAGCCUCUUUGAAAGGUCGGGUGAGGCCAAAACAUCAUUGGAUAGGAAACCAAGGACUGACAUUGCUGCUUUUGAAAACGGAGGGGGUGACUGCUAUGCUCCACAGAGGAUCAUAUUUCUUGGUGUGGAUGAAAGUGAAACAUUAGCUGAAGUGAAAGAAAUCACCUCCAAAUGUUCAAAUGUCAAAGAAGAAAGCAUGGACAGUCUACAUCCAAAGCGUACCCUAACCACCCGCCUAGUCUCUACAACGCAUGUGCUAAAUGCUACAGAGAACAUCAGCGUGAAGUGCAGAGAGAGCCCCUCUUCAACGAAUGAUGUCCAGCCAGUGAGGAAGCCUCAUUUUAAAGGUGUGAAGAAAAGAAAAUGGAUUUAUGAUGAACCAAAGAACUUUCCUGGCUCUGGAAGGCGGAGAGCAGCACACACCCCAAAUCCCAAACAUAAAAUGAGUUACCACCAUCAGAAUAAAAACCGAAAUGCUGAGAACGCCUCCUACAUGCAUGUCCAAAGAGAUUCAGUAAGAACUGUCGCACUGAACGCCCCUCCCCGAAGCAGGCCCACAACUGGGUCCUACAACAAAGCUGAUGUCAACAAGGAACCCAAACUCAACCUCUGUCCAGGGCACAUGGAAACGUCUCAGUUACUGACGUACAUGACACUGGAGUUCCUGCGUGGGCUCUUUGUUCAGCUGUACCAUGAUGAACAGAGAACUAAGUUGGAGGGUGUGCUUCUCAGGCCUUCAAAUUCCUUAGAGAUAAGAGAUGUGUGCCCUUUGCUUUCUUCCAACCCCAUCAUAAUCAGAAAUAACACCUUUGUAAACUGCAGCCUUGAAAACUCAUUUUCAUCUGAACUGUUUUUUCCUAAAUUUCGCUUUCUUGUCCUUCAAUAUUCCCACAUCAAUAUCCAGACAACUUUUGGUUUCCUCUGCCUUGCUGAUUCCAAAUUCUCCUGUACUAUAACCUAUACUACCAUAUGUUCAAGGCGGAAGAACAAUCACCAUUUAAAAUUAGAAUAUGUAGUAGUUACCUUUCUCAUUGCUGUGGACAUAUACUAA